Molecule: messenger RNA, 531 nt
Organism: Aspergillus thermomutatus
Lineage: Eukaryota; Fungi; Ascomycota; Eurotiomycetes; Eurotiales; Aspergillaceae
Gene: RPL11
Product: 60S ribosomal protein uL5
Exons: 3
Coding region: 1-531 (176 amino acids)
Biological process (GO): translation
Cellular component (GO): cytosolic large ribosomal subunit; ribosome
Molecular function (GO): structural constituent of ribosome; RNA binding
Source: RefSeq, a predicted model, not a curated record
AUGCAGUCGGACGGAAAGGACAAGAGCGCGAACCCCAUGCGCGAGCUGCGCAUCCAGAAGCUCGUGCUGAACAUCAGUGUCGGCGAGUCUGGUGACAGACUUACCCGUGCUGCUAAAGUGCUCGAGCAGCUGAGCGGUCAGACUCCAGUCUACAGCAAGGCCCGCUACACUGUCCGUACCUUCGGUAUCCGUCGUAACGAAAAGAUUGCCGUCCACGUUACCGUCCGUGGCCCCAAGGCCGAGGAGAUCCUCGAGCGUGGCCUCAAGGUCAAGGAAUACGAGCUGAGAAAGAAGAACUUCUCCGAGACCGGCAACUUCGGCUUCGGUAUCAGCGAGCACAUCGAUCUCGGUAUCAAGUACGACCCUGGUAUCGGUAUCUACGGUAUGGACUUCUACUGCUGCAUGACUCGUCCUGGUGAGCGUGUUGCCAAGCGCCGCCGCUGCAAGUCUCGCAUCGGUUCCAGCCACAAGAUCACCCAGUCUGAGACUAUCAAGUGGUUCAAGAACCGCUUCGACGGCAUUGUCCGGUAA